AUGGACACAGUUGCUCAGGUUGUUGCGGACCCUCCGCAAAGGAAUUCGGCUGAUAUUCAUGUCAAUGGUGAACCUGUGAAUGGAGGACCUGACGUUAUUCCUCCUGCUGCCAGUCAAGGUAAUCCUCGGGGGCCUCCUCAGCCUGCUCCUGAGGGACAACCUACACAACAGAUUAGAAGGGCUGCCGCUAUCCCCGUGUUGGAAGAGGACCGACACGAGGAUUUGUUUCCUGAAAGUGAAUGGGGAUUUCCACAUGAUGCUGGAAGGAUGUUUAGAGUUCCCGGCGUCCGUGUGCCACCGAAAUUCAAGGUACCCGACUUUGAGAAAUACAAGGGGAAUACUUGUCCUAAGACACAUGUCCGAGCUUACUAUCGCAAAAUGCAUGUGUACUCUGAGGACGAAGGAUUAUUGAUGCACUUCUUCCAAGAUAGCCUGACUGGGGCAUCCUUGGAAUGGUACAUGAGAUUGGAGAGAGCUAAUAUCCGAAGUUGGAGGGACCUAGUUGAUGCUUUCAUAAAGCAGUAUCAGUAUAAUGUGGACAUGGCACCAAAUUGCACUCAGUUACAGAAUCUAGCCCAGAAAGCUAAUGAGUCCUUCAAAGAAUAUGCGCAGAAAUGGCGUGAGUUGGCGGCUAGAGUCCAACCACCUAUGCUGGAAAGAGAGAUGAUGGAUAUGUUCACCAAUACUCUGGAGGGCCAAUACUACUCUGCUUGCUCUGCAUCCUCGAGUUUCGCCGAGUUGGUUAUGAUUGGUGAACAAAUUGAAAGUGGGAUUAAGGCUGGUAGAAUACAGAAUCCAAGUGCUGCUAGUUCCUUCUCUAGGGCUGGUGGAAAGAAGCCAUAUAAUGGGUUUGCCAAGAAAAAAGAAGGCGAGACCAAUGCCGCUUACUAUGGUCAAGGCAAGGGCCAUGCUUAUCAACAAGUAGCUGUUGUGACCAUACCGAAUGCUCCUUUUCAGCAACAUCAGCAACGAGGGUAUGCCCCAUGUCAAUAUCAACCGAAAGCGCCAGAAAGAGUUUUUGAUCCGAUCCCGAUGACAUAUGCACAAGCAUUACCAUAUCUCCUCGAUCUGAAGUUAGUACAAUUGAGGAAUCUAGCCACUCCUGCUAAGUUGCCUGCUAAUUGGGAUGCCAAUGCGAGAUGUGAAGUCCACUCCGGGGCACCUGGACAUAGCAUUGAAAACUGUAAAGCAUUGAAGCAUCAGAUAGAACUAUUAAGGAUGGGUCUAUACUCUGGUUGUGGAGAAUUCUGUACUGAUUGCAUGACCACUUCCUCAGUUUGUGACAAGGUGAAGAGUGGGGUUCAACAGUUGAUAGAUAGUGGGUAUUUACGGUUUGAGCAUGUGCGACGUCCUGAAAUGGUUGAAAACAAAGUUAAUGUGGCAUCUAUCCCGUAUACUCCUGGCAAGAUUCCAAUUCCCGCCAGAGCACCUCCACUGGUCAUUACGUUGCCUGGUCCCGUCCCGUAUACUAGUGAAAGGGCAAUCCCAUGGAAUUAUGGGGGAGAAGUUUUCUACCAGGGGGCCAAGUAUGAGGUUAAAGCGCCGGUGGAGAAAGAAGAUGUUGAUAAUGUUGUGGGCAUUGGAAGAAUGACGAGAAGUGGUCGUAUUUUCAAUCCUCCACAGAAUACUCACGAUGACAAUGCAGAAGCUCUAGCUCAAGCAAAAGGGAAAAGAGUGGUAGAAGAUACGGUGGAUCAGGGGCAAAGCUCUAACUCUGAAGACACUGUGGCCAAAGAGAUGGAAGAGUUCCUAAAGAUCAUCAAGAAAAGUGAGUAUAAAGUGGUUGACCAACUGAGUCAAACUCAAUCAAAGAUCUCGAUUUUGCAGUUGCUCUUGUGUUCGGAGACACAUCGAAAUGCUUUGUUGAGACUUUUAAGUGCUGACUUUAUCCCUCCGAAAAUCUCAGUGAAUCAACUUGAAGGAGUGGUGUCAAACAUCAACGCUGGUAAUGGAUUGGGAUUCACUGACGCAGACUUGCCUUCCGAAGGUAGAAACCACAAUAGAGCUUUGCAUAUAUCAGUGGAGUGUAAAGGGACUAUGUUAUCACGUGUUCUCGUGGAUAAUGGAUCCUCCUUGAAUGUAUUACUGUUAGACGUUGGCCUAGAGAUCUAG
Vicia villosa (hairy vetch) is the source of this 2112-nucleotide messenger RNA. RefSeq lists its product as uncharacterized. The record is from RefSeq and is a predicted model, not a curated record. NCBI's taxonomy places the organism in Eukaryota, Viridiplantae, Streptophyta, Magnoliopsida, Fabales, Fabaceae. The transcript is spliced from 3 exons. Bases 1 to 2112 code for a protein of 703 amino acids.